Spea bombifrons (plains spadefoot toad) is the source of this 1075-nucleotide messenger RNA. RefSeq names its product calpain small subunit 1 (gene CAPNS1). The coding region runs from base 132 to 839 and encodes 235 amino acids. Gene Ontology annotation, molecular function: calcium ion binding. The record is from RefSeq and is a predicted model, not a curated record. NCBI's taxonomy places the organism in Eukaryota, Metazoa, Chordata, Amphibia, Anura, Pelobatidae. The transcript has 11 exons.
UUUGCUGGCUCUCCCUUUCCUGCUUCUCUGAGUCAUUUGUCCCGCAGCCGCCGCCCAAUCUGCACCGAACCCGGAACAAGGAAUCGAGCCGGACACACGAAGCGCAGAAAACCGGGAGGUUUCAUCUAAUCAUGUUCCUGAUCAACCAGUAUAUGGGAGGAGGCCGCGGAGGUGGAUUCGGAGGUGGAGGUGGAGGCUUUAACGCAUCUGGAGUCCUGGGAGGACUUUUCAACGUCAUCAGUGAUGCUGCGGCAAACUACAGACCAGACCCUCCGCCUCCACGUAGUCACGUUUCCACCAUCGAAGCGAACGAGAGUGAAGAAGUGAGGCAGUUCCGGCGGCUCUUCAGCCAGCUGGCAGGAGAGGACAUGGAAGUCAGUCCCUCGGAGCUGAUGGGAAUCCUUAACAAAGUGGUUGCAAGACAUCAGGAUUUGAAGACCGAUGGCUUUAGUCUGGACUCGUGCCGCAGUAUGGUGGCCGUCAUGGAUAGUGACAGUACCGGAAAAUUGGGCUUUGAAGAGUUUAAGUAUUUGUGGAACAACAUCAAAAAAUGGCAGAAUAUAUACAAGAGAUACGACACAGAUCGCUCGGGGACCAUAGGCAGCAAUGAGCUUCCUGGAGCCUUCCAAUCAGCAGGUUUUCAGCUGAAUGGCCAGCUGUAUCAGAUGAUCAUUCGUCGUUAUUCUGAUGAGAAAGGAGAGAUGGAUUUCGAUAACUUUAUCUGCUGUCUGGUGCGACUGGACUCCAUGUUCCGUGCCUUUAAAGCCCUGGAUGAAGAUGGAGAUGGUCAGAUUAAAGUGACAAUUCAGGAGUGGCUCCAGUUAACCAUGUACUCGUAAGAUCUGGAAGGUCUUUGGAUACGGCGUUGUUUCCCCCUCUGUCUUUGAUGUUUAUGAGCCGGGGUUUCGUAUAUAUUGGACUGUUUUUUUCAGCUGUUGCAAGGCAGAGACUGCAUUGUCUAACAUUUUGGAUAUCUGGGAUUUGCUGCAAGUCACUGCUGCGCAGAAGCUGUUUGGGAACAUUUUGUCACAAACAUGUCAGGUCACAGGUAUAAAAAUAAAAGCCUUCAGCUCGA